This is a messenger RNA of Trichobilharzia szidati, 512 nucleotides long. Lineage: Eukaryota; Metazoa; Platyhelminthes; Trematoda; Strigeidida; Schistosomatidae. The record is from the annotation of a GenBank genome assembly.
AUGCAAUGCUUCAAUUGUAUGUGCUGAAAUUAUUAAAAUUACAAAGUCGAUAUUUUGGACGUCAAUGGCGUAAAAAUAAUAUGUCAAUUAUGUCAGCUAUCUAUCAAAAAGUUAGACAUCGAUUAACAGAUGAUUGGGCUUAUGGAAAUGAUGUUGAUGCAUUACCAUGGCAAUUUCAAGUCGAAGAAUGUUCAUUACGUACAAAUGUUGAUCAAUUUAUUCAACGUCGUUAUUGUGAUAAUUGGAUUGAUCCAGAAUUUAAACCAGUUGAUAAUUGUCUAAUGAGUGUACUGAGUCAACCAGUACAAUUAUCUGAUGAAUUUAAACAAAACUAUGAAAAAUGGCUUGAAGAAGAAGUUUUCUCUGUACCAAUUAAUUGGUCACAAGUAUUGGCGCGUUAAUCAGUUUGUGUUUUUUUGAUUGUCAUUCUAUCUGUUGAAUGAACAAUUAGGGGAUAGCUAGCUGUCUACCCUAUCUUCUAUUUGUUCUUUAUAUAUUUAAUACUGAAUAAU